This is a messenger RNA of Manihot esculenta (cassava), 1479 nucleotides long. RefSeq lists its product as uncharacterized. The coding region runs from base 160 to 1341 and encodes 393 amino acids. The record is from RefSeq and is a predicted model, not a curated record. The transcript has a single exon. Lineage: Eukaryota; Viridiplantae; Streptophyta; Magnoliopsida; Malpighiales; Euphorbiaceae.
GAUCCAAAUCCAGUGUGGACUCUGACUUGUCGUUGAGUUCAUUUCUUACAGACUCAGAGACUAUUCUUCCUCCGUAUAACCACACUAAAAACGCCUCCUCUCUCUCUCUCUCUCUCUCUCCACUACUGGAAUCGGCCAUUAUUGGAAGAUCCUUCUUCCAUGGAGGACAUUUCCAGAGUCCUCAAGGUCCUUGAAGCUCUCAGACAAGCCUCUCGCGACAUCCAAGUCCACCUUACUCCUGAGUCUGCUAAUUCUAACUCACCCGCCAUUAAAGCUCUGUUAGAGCUCGAAACAGAGUCGGAUACUAUCCUCUCCAAAGACCCACAUCUUUCUUCUCUCUCCUAUCACCUUACCAGUCUUAAAAACCUCGUUGACACUCUUCACAAAUGCCGCAGUCACAGCCUCCGGUAUUUCUUGAUUCGCCGUCUCUCCACUCACUCCAUCUCCCGAGUCGCUGCGUCGAUUGAGUCUGAGAUUCAAGCUUGGAUCGAUCGUGAAAGCGUGGAGAAUUUGACGACUGCUUUGAAAGAGACUGUACGAAACGAGGAGGAGUUGGUGAAUUUGUUAACUCACUUUGAGAAACGUCUUUCGCAAGGGUUUAAUCGCGAGUUACAAGAUUUGGUUCUUAAAUCCAAAAUUCUUUUGUUACUUGAAAAAAUCAUCUGUGAUCCCAAUUACUCGAAGAGGCUUAGAGAAAAGUGCGCUUUUGUUGUGGCAGCUUUGAUUCGAUUCAACAAAGAUGUUUUCGUGGGUCAAGUUCAAAUGGGUCCUCUUAUUCAUGCUCUUGUAUCAAUGGCUUCCUGGAAAUUAAUGAAAGUAAUCUGUACACUUAUCAGGCUAAUUAAAUCACCCCUGGGAGAUGAGAUCGAGUCCAAUGGAGAAAUACCCAAACUCAUUAGUUUCUUGGACUACAAAGACCUGCAACUUCGAGUUCUAACAAUGGUGUGCAUUCUUGAAAUUGGGUAUUUUGCUCGCAAAGAGGUAGUAGAGGCUAUGCUCAAAGAAGGGUUGAUACAGAAGCUUGUGGAGUUGCAGAGAUCAGUGCUUGGUGGUGAUUUGAUUGACAUGGGGAUGUUUGAUGAGAAACAAACUAAUGAAAUUGAAACUGUUGAGGGGAAAAUAGAGAGGAGAGACAGCAGGCAAAAGAGUUUCUUAGAUAGCCAUCCAUUUGCAAGCUGUGUAGCAAGAUUUGCAGUGCAGCUAGAGGUUGGAGAAGGGUUGAGGCAGAGAGAAAAAAGAGCAUUCAAGCAAGAGAUAUUGAACAUAGUUAGGGAUGCUUCUGCUUCUGAUGCUGAAGCUGCUACCAUUAUAGCUGAGGUUUUGUGGGGCUCUUCACCUUGAAAUUGUAAUAAAAAUUUGGGGAUGGAAAAAAAGGGUGAUCUGAUAACACAUUUUCUCAGUGAUCUGAAGCUAAAAGAAAUUGUUUUGUUGUAAAUCCUGGAUGCAUGUGAAAUAAAUUGGAAAUUUGUUUGUAUUUUA